CUAUGGUCCAGUCCUUUGCUUUGAGUGACAACCUUUUGGUCCCCACUCAUUGUACCUCAAACAGUACUCAAUCUUGCCCACUCCACUCAGUUCGUUCAAUCCCAUUAAACCGAGCCAGCGCUAUGCGCGCUGGAGCUUCCCAGAGUGGGCUGCAGUAGCGCGAACAGGGAUCAUCUUGGGUCACUAGCGAGGCUCAACGUGCUACAGUUAUUGGCCCCACGCCGCGCACCUCGCGUGGGUGGUCAUGGCCAGUUCUGGUCUUUUGCGCCUUUUUCACUCAUGGAAAGUGAAGGUGCUCCGAAUGAGGGGAACGGUCCCGAGACCCGAACGAUGGAUCAGACUAUAUCUCACCUUCGAUCUCCUGAGCCUCGCCCUUAAAUCCUUCCGGGCACCGGCAUGAAACAUCGUUCAACGGUCCAGGGAUUCCGCUGAAGCGACCAUGGGGAAGUUCCACGCCCGUCUCUACAAGACCGACCGUGCGCGGGACUUCGAUCACGAACAGGAUCGAUAUGUCCGCAUGCGCCAGAUCUACGAGACUAUCGACCGGCAAGGCUAUCAGUGGAUUGUCGUGCUGGUCGCUGGUCUCGGCUUCUUCCUCGAUGGUUAUACACUCUUUGCCAGUAACAUGGCUCUGCCCAUGAUUUCCUACGUCUAUUGGAGGGACGAAACCUCGUCGAUAAAAGUAACUUGCAUCAACAUCGCAACUUUGGCCGGUACGCUAUUCGGUAUGGUGAUCUUUGGAUUUUUGGCAGACAAGAAUGGGCGAAAGAAGAUGUACGGUGUGGAGCUGGUUCUAUUGAUUACGUCCACGCUGGGUGUGGUCAUGUCGUCGACUGGUGAGAAUGGCAGUAUGAAUAUCUACGCCUGGCUGAUCUGGUGGAGAAUCUGUGUCGGAAUUGGCGUCGGUGCAGACUACCCAUUGUCUGCCGUGAUCACCUCCGAAUUCGCUCCGACUAAACAUCGAGCCCGUAUGAUGGCUAGCGUCUUCUUCAUGCAGCCGCUGGGACAGAUUGCCGGAAACUUGGUGUCACUAAUUGUCAUUGCGAUUGCUCGUAGUAAGGGGUCUGAUGACCUUACACGUACUGUUGACAUUAUGUGGCGCUGGGUCCUUGGUAUCGGCGUCGUGCCAGGUGCUAUUGCGACUCUCUUCCGAUUUGCCAUUCCUGAGAGUCCGCGUUAUCUCGUUGAGAUUGAAGAUGACCCUGUCACCGCUCAGUUUGACGCGACCACGCUAUUCAACGACCAGCCCUCGAGCCCUGCUUUUGACCAAGCCAGCUUUGCGACUGGAACUGGCAGUGCUAUCCAAUUACCACCCAUGUCAUCCCUUGCCAGUGACUCCAUUGACGAGGACGAGGAGUGGAGUCGUCUGCCGCCCGCGACACUCAACUCUCACUGGCGCCUUGCACGGACAGAUAUCAUCCGAUACUUCUGGACCGAAGGUAACUGGCGCAGCUUGGCUGGUACCUCUCUUGCCUGGCUACUUCUGGACUUUGGGUAUUACGGAAUUGGUCUCUCCAGCCCGCAGUUUUUGGCUAAAACAUGGGGCGCCCUACACCUUCAAGGCGCAUCACCUAUUUGGGAGACCGAUAGCCGACCCGGUGCCACUGUCUACAACCAACUCUUUGACACCUCUGUCCGUGGUCUCGUCAUUUUGAAUAUUGGCAGCUUUGUCGGAGGUCUCCUUUUCAUUCUCUUUUCGCACCGCAUUGACCGUGUCGCCCUUCAAAAAUACAUGUUCCUGGCUCUGGCAGCUCUGUUUAUUGCUCUGGGCAGCAUGUUCAUCAACCAAUAUACCGGUCCACCUGCCGUUGUCACUUUGUACAUCCUCGGCCAAAUCGUUUUCAACUUCGGCCCCAACGCAACUACUUACAUGAUCCCUGCCGAAAUCUUUCCUACCCGUUACCGCGGCACUUGCCACGGAAUCAGCGCUGGCUCCGGCAAACUCGGCUCUAUUCUCGUGCAAAUAUUCUCAACUUACUACCGCUUCGGCGGCGGAGAUGCCACUUCAACGCGCCGUCACGGUAUCAUCCUUUUCGUUUUCAGUGCCUGCAUGAUCAUCGGCGCAGCAGUCACCCACCUCUGGAUUCCGCCCUUGCAACAAAAGAAGGGCUCGAACCUGAUCUGGGGCGGCAAACCCUACACCCUCGAAACAUUAGCUCUCGGCCGCAUGGGCCGCAAGAGUCGCGAAAAUAAUUUGCGAAAGAGGGCGUCCCGACAACGUGCGAUGUCAUUCAGUGGCUAAACCUUUGGCCUCUUUCCUUCAUUCUUAUUAUACCUUUUUUUUCUUUAUUUAUAUUUACCUCCCUCUGAUUUAUAGACGGUGUUUCUCCGGAUUCAGGGCUUGACAUCUUUCUUGGUUUGGAAUGGUGUGAAAUUGGUGCUGACUAUGUUUCCAUUUGAGUGGGCUGGACUGGACUGGGCUACGCGAAGACUCGGAUAUAUCAUCUUUGGCUGGAAAUGCUUGAAUAGAUACCCCUUUUUUACCUUAACUGAACUAGUUUCGCGAUAUCAAGAUAGAGUAAUUGAGUGCAAUCUGCACCCAGAUCAUGUCUUGUAAGCAAUCCCUGGUCCAGCGGGGCCUUGAUAACUCACUUCAAA
Molecule: messenger RNA, 2598 nt
Organism: Penicillium brasilianum
Lineage: Eukaryota; Fungi; Ascomycota; Eurotiomycetes; Eurotiales; Aspergillaceae
Source: the annotation of a GenBank genome assembly